Molecule: messenger RNA, 5267 nt
Organism: Dryobates pubescens (Downy woodpecker)
Lineage: Eukaryota; Metazoa; Chordata; Aves; Piciformes; Picidae
Gene: ASPSCR1
Product: ASPSCR1 tether for SLC2A4, UBX domain containing
Exons: 16
Coding region: 39-1706 (555 amino acids)
Molecular function (GO): protein binding
Source: RefSeq, a predicted model, not a curated record
CCCAGCCGCGCGGGGCUGGCACGGCGGCGGGCGGGAAGAUGGCGGCGGCGGGCGGGGGGGGUGCUGUGGUGUCGGUGCUGGCCCCCAGCGGGCGGCGGGUCACGGUGCGGGUGGGGCCCGGCACGGUGCUGCUCCAGAUCCUCGAGGAGGUCUGCAGGAAGCAGGGCGGCAGCCCUGCCGAGUACGGCCUGAAGUUUCAGAGAAGUGUGUUGGACCUCUCUUUACAGUGGAGAUUUGCCAGACUGCCCAACAAUGCCAAGCUGGAGAUGGUGCCAGUCACUAGUAAAGUGGAAUUUGGAAACACGGUUCGGAUUGCACUGCAGUUAGACGAUGGCUCCCGUUUGCAAGACACCUUUCCCUGUCAACAGACUCUGUGGGAACUUCUCAACCAUUUUGCAAAGAUCAGGGAGUUUAUGGAACAGCAUGGUGAAUUCUCUCCAGUCUGUAUUUACAUGCGAGAUGAGAUAACAGGGAAAGAGGCUCUAGAGAAGACAACAUUGAAGUCACUUGGCCUGACUGGAGGCAGUGCCAUAAUCAGAGUUGUCAUGAAGAAAUGCAGUUCAUCUGUUCAAGAGGAGUCUGUGGGUGCCACGGUGCCGUGCAGUGAGCAGACAGUGAGGCCAGGCUCUAUUGAAGGAGCAGAGGAUGUGCCCCUACCUCAAGCAAACACGUUCCCAAAGGACCUGGACCACAGGGAUGUGGCCAUGUCUUUAAACAGCUGCACAGACAAUCAAGACUCAAUUAGGGAAUCUCAUGCCAGUUUGGGGGAGCUGUGCCCUUCCUCAGAGCCUGAGCCUACCCCAUUUGUUCCUUUUUCUGGAGACGGACAGCGUCUGGGGGACUCUUCUGUAGCUGCUUCAUCUCCUGGGUCAGAUUCACCAUCCUCAAAGCUGCCAACAACUUCUUCCAGCCCCGAAGGCCCUUCUAAGCCAAAGAAGUCUAAGAACAGCCAAGAACUGCAAAAGGAGCAAGAACAGCUUGUAGAACGAGAGCCAAUUGUGUGUCACCUGGACCUCCUAGAGCCACUGCCUGCUGCCCCAGAAGAGCUUCCUGAUGAGUUUUUUGAAGUCACAGUGGAUGAUGUACGGAAACGUUUGGCACAGCUGCGGAGUGAGAGGAAACAUCUGGAAGAGGCUCCACUGAUGACAAAAUCUUUGAGGGAAGCUCAGCAGAAGGAGAAGUUAGAGCGUUACCCAAAGGUGGUGUUGAGAGUCCAUUUUCCAGACCGUCAUGUUCUGCAGGGGUUCUUCUGUCCUAAUGAAACUGUUGGCAUUUUGAGAGACUUUGUGAGAAGCCACCUUGCAGAUGCAGACUUGCCAUUUUACUUGUUUAUUGCACCUCCCAGAAUCAUCUUGAACGAUGAAAGUUUGACGCUCUUUGAGGCUAAACUCUUUCCAACUGCUGUUGUUCAUUUUGGAUCUGAGGAGUGUAGGGAUUCUUACCUGAAAUCAGACCUGCUGAGCUCUGCAGUUUCCCCUUCUGCAGCUGAUUUACUGGUAGCCAGAUGUUUGUCCAAACCAUCAGUUCCUUCUACUUCAUCAUCUUUAGAAUCAACAGUUUCACCCCUAUCUGAACCACAAGUGGAAAGUGACCAAAAGACUGACGAGCAACCAGAGCCAGCGAGCGUGUGUGAAGCUCCACAGGUGUUGAGAAGGGUCCCUGGGAAAGUCCCCAAAUGGCUGAAGCUUCCAGGUGGGAAGAGAUGAAACACUGUGGGCUGCUGGAUCAGGGAGCAGUCAGCUGAGCCUCUUUGCUGAUGAGCUUACUCAGAAUAUGUAAGAAACUGUUGGUGGUCCUGGAGAGAUUUAAUUUGGAUGAAAACUACUUAUAAAAAUAGAAAAUUGCUAUUUGAGGUGCCAGUUGCACCUUUUGGAGGAGUGGAAGGCCUGCUGGUGGUCUUUGUGACUACAGAAGCAAUGUUAGAGGUUAAAUUUAAGGUUUCUCGCAUGCAAAUAAUAUGAAUAGAGAAUUAAAGGGGAAAUAAUUCCUAUAUACUUUUUGUGGAGGAUUUUGUUUUUAUCCAUACUUUUCAAUUAAAACCUUCACAGUUCUACUUUCAGAGUUAACUUUGAGUCUAGCUGCCUGAAUUCUAGCAGCAAAAUACAAUCCAAUCCAGUUUUACCUAUAGCUAAGUGCUGCCUAGAACAAGACUUCUCUCUGCUUCUUGUUGGCUGGGGUUAGUGUUGCUCAUAAUUCCAGGCUUUAGAUAGCUGGAAAGUGAAUGAAGAGGAAGCACUUAAACCAAGUCAUUGAAACCAGUUCAAAUGGGCUUUUCCUGUGAACCUUCUGGUUUGCUGCAGUUGUAUUGUUUUCAGUUGCCAGAACCUUGUCAACAAAGAACACAGGUAUCUCUUAAUGGAAAGCAUGUGGAGGCUGGUUUUGCCCCAAGCUUUGUUUUAUUUUCACUACAUAUAAUUAACAUCAGUAAUACACUGGGGGGGAAUCUAGUAAAGGGGCCUCUUCACGUGACUCUUGAUCCGUGGACUUCUGUGGUCCCAGCAUUGUCCACAGCGGAGUAGCUGUUCUGCGGUUAACGUACAGAGGGGAGGACUUGCCCAGAUCUUUGCCUCCUGCAGAUGUUGUACAGGGAUGACUGUUGUUGGUUAGAACUGUGCCUAUGCUGCAGAUGAACUCUAUAGUGCCACAGUAUCCAUGGUGCUGUAUUUUAUUUGAAGUCUUCUCCAUGGAUCAGCGAUUCAUACUGGACAGCUGGGCUUCCAUGCUACGGUAACAACAUGUUUUCCAUUUUCCCUGUGUAGACAAUUGUUCCCUGAACUGUGUGUGCAUCUGCACAAUUUGUAGAGGUAAUAAAGCAGAGUGGCCAUAGGAGGCCUUUCGGUCGGUCUCUUUGAUAGUAUGUUUCUUCACCCAGUACUCAGUUUCUCUGUCAGUUCACAGGAACCUGCUCCCUUUUCAAUGGGCCUGUCAUGCCUCAUUCCCUUCCUCCCGUUUUUUUUUUCCCCCAACAAAGCAAAACGGAGCUUUGUACCAUCUGAAUGAACUUCAAAGUGGCUAGAAAGGGCACCCAGGGUUCCUGGCACUUGUCAUUGUCUCCCAGCCUGGCCAACAUUUCCCUUCAGGUCUAAUUACUUCCAAAUGCUCCCAGAUGCUUUGAAGAAAGUCAGAGGGAGGGAGAAGCAUGAAAGAAAGGUGGAAGAGAAAAAAAGAGUCAGAGUGAAGGGAGCAGAAUGCUGUAGCAAAAAUGUUGAUUGAUUUCUUAUAUGUCACCCAAACAUAAACAGGGCAUGUGUGCGGCCGCUGGCAGUGGGCAAUGCAGGAGCACUGUGUGCAGCUGCUGCCCUGGGUCCUCAUGGUGCAAAGAGAGCCCUUCUGGCACUUAGCAGGCUGAGGAUUAGGAGACUUCAUAUUGCUACCCAUGUGCAUUACUUCAGCCAGUGCUGCCCAUACCUGUCCCUUGACUCAGCUGAGCAUCAAACCCAAAACUUUUCUUUAAGGAGAAUGAAAAAUUGGUACCCUCAACAGCUGGAGCAGAAUUUUUAGUCCCCUCUUCCUAUGCAAGUAAUUCAGUUUAGCCACUGCUGUUAUUAAAAUACUGCUCUACUAACAUUCACCUCAGUGAUUCUCUUCAGUCAAGAAAGCUGCUGAAUGGUCAGAGAAGGGAACUUGAGCCUUUUUAAGGCAGAGGCUUUGAGAGACCUGUAUGUCAGUAGGAAUCAGAAUGGAAGGAGAGAUGAGGAUUUGAAGUCUGGAAAAGGCAAGGAAGUAGCAGUGAGUUUUUUAAGAGGGACAAGAAGCCCUGGUAUUUAAAACUACAAGAUCUUCACUAAGGUAGUUGCUGCAAGGAUUCCUGCCUGAUGAGCUGAUUUGAGUAUCACUUCUGCUAGAGUAGCUCAACUGAUCCCUGGCUUUGGGGGCAUUCAAAAGUAGUAGUAUUUGCCUUUUUAAAAUUUUUUUUGCUAUUGCCUUUUUUUGUCAUAGAGUUUGGGGGCUGAAAGCUGAACUAGGUCAGUCCCUUCAUUGGUUUCAUUGUACAGCUGCACAAACAAUUACCUUGGCAAAGAGGCUGCAGUGCAGAGGGAUGGGGCACUGCUUCAGCUGGUACUGUCAUCAGGAAGAAUGUCUACUGAAUUGUGGUUUUAGGUGAAGUUUCCAAGUGGCUGGUGGCCUGCUUGAUGACCUUGAUAGCUCUUGGCUAAAGAGUACAGUGACCUACUGAGCCUCUGCCUGCUCCAGCUGUCAGUGGGGGAAAACCCACUUGCUGUUACCGAGCAUAAAGAACAGAGCCGGCCCCAGAGUGAGCAGCCCUGAACCAUGCUGCUGUCAGCUGCCUCCUCUGCAGCUGCUUGUGUAUUUCCCAACAAAGCCGGUUCAGUUGUGUGGGUCCUGCCUACAUGUGUAAGGUUUCUUAUUUCACAGCUUCCCCCUGUCCUCCCCCCUGGCUGAGGGGCCAGGCUGUCCCAUGAUGUGGGAUUUUCACACAUGCUGUUUGUUAUUCUGUCCUUUUUCCUUUCGUCCUACAAAGAUGUAGAGAAGAGGGUGGGUGAGGGGGGAAAACUUUGCAAGUCUUUGAAGCAACUUGACUUUCAAUGAUUAAUUGCAGCAAAGAGCCUACACAAGGGAGGGGAAACUUGGGUUUAAUUUAUUGAUGUUUCUUUGUGAGAACAAAUUUAUAGCACAGGCAAAGCAGCUUCUGAGGAGAAUAUCAAAUGGUUAAAAGGUUCCAAGCACUCUUUGAUGUCACAGCCCUGGAGAAAUACUGGAAGGUAGUGAGGCACAGUCUCUGUUUAUUUAUAAAAUAAAGAUCAGUUACCUGCUUUUGGCAAGAGCCUGUGACCGAGCUCCUGUUAACAACCUAUUCAUUAGAGAGGCUUGGAACUGGACCUGAAGUUUCUGCCACAGCUGCCUGCUGAGGUGAUGAAAACCUGAAGUUAGGAUGAUGUUUCCAGCCAUUAAAUCUUUCCGAGCAUCUCUGUGAAGCAGCACCUGUUUCUCACAUUAGCUGAGGCAGCAACAGCACCUUCCUGUACUGUGAAGUAGGGUUUACUGCUAAAGGAGCAGGAUGGACACCAGUCACAGACCUAGCCGACCACAGCAAACGUUGAAGCCAGACGCUUCAAAACAGCCUCUGACAGCAGAGCUGCCUAGGUCUUAGCUACGCUUGGUAAAAGAGAGGAAGCAGAAGCAAAAUGGCAGAGGGAAAAAAAUUUGAGACUGCUCUUCCUUGAGCUAGACUGAAGAUGAGCCAGAUGUUUGCUGGCGGGUCAGGAUCUUGUGCUGGUAGGCCACAUGUGCCUCAUGAGGCCUCU